AUGGCGGCCGCCUCCUCCAUGCUCACCGCCGCGUCGCUCUCCUUCUCCCCGCUCCCAGCCCCGCGCCUCCGCGCCGCCGCCUCCUUCGCUCCGCCGCGCCGCGCGGCAGCCGCACUCGUUGUGCGCGCGGCGGCCGCCUCGUCCAAGUCCCCGGCCGCGGAGGAGGCGGCCCCGAAGAAGAAGAGGGCGACGGGCAUCACCCAGCCGAAGCCCGUGUCGCCGGCGCUGCAGGCAAUCGUGGGCGAACCGGUUAUCCCCCGCACCGAGGCCCUCAAGCGCCUCUGGGCCUACAUCAAGGAGCGUAACCUCCAGGUCCCCGAGCAAAAACCCUUGCUUACUUACGCUGUAUCUGUACAUUUUGGUUGGUAUUGCUUGUUUGGAUGCAUACUGAAGAUUUUUAAUAGCAUCAAGCAGGAAUUAACGUGA
Messenger RNA from Miscanthus lutarioriparius, 426 nucleotides. The record is from the annotation of a GenBank genome assembly. Lineage: Eukaryota; Viridiplantae; Streptophyta; Magnoliopsida; Poales; Poaceae.